AUGGCCGACGAGAUUGAGAAUAAGCCACGCAAAUCGGUAGCUUUCAGCGAAGGAACUACAAUUGUAGACGAGAACGGAGAAGUCACAAUGAAGGAAGACGGGCACGACGAUACUAAAGAGACGGCGCAGUCCCAUUCACCUAGUACGCCGCCACUUUCUCAGGCUUUGGGCGCAUUUACUGAUCCUUUUCAAGGCAAUGACGAUGAAACGACGGCGAAUAUUGAAGAUGAUGGACUGGGCGAUUUGUCGAUGAUGAAGAAGAAGAAGAAGAAGAGCAAGAAGGUUGAGGAGGGUGAAGAGGGAGGUGAUGAAGCCGCUGCGGAUGGUGGUCUCGAUCUCUCGAGCAUGAAGAAGAAGAAGAAGACCAAGAAGACCAAGGACGCCGAAGAUGAUUUCACAGCCCGACUCGCAGCCGCUAACCUCAACGGUGAAGAAGUUGAAGAAGAACAGGCCGCUGAGGAAACCCCGGUCGAUGAUGGUGAUAUGAUGAAGGGAACUGGUAUUUGGGCACACGACGAGACCAGAGCGGUUAGCUACGAGCAACUCCUCUCUCGAUUCUUCACCUUGCUCGCGCAAAAGAACCCCGACCACGCAUCUUCCGGCUCGAAGAGUUAUAAGAUUCCUCCUCCACAAUGUCUGCGUGAAGGAAACAAGAAGACGAUCUUUGCCAAUAUCGCCGAAAUCUGCAAACGAAUGAAGAGAACUGAUGAGCAUGUCACUUCAUAUCUAUUCGCUGAAUUGGGAACCAAUGGUUCCGUCGAUGGUAGCAGACGUUUGGUUAUCAAGGGUCGUUUCCAACAGAAGCAAAUUGAAAACGUGUUGAGAAAAUAUAUCAUGGAAUAUGUAACCUGCAAAACCUGUCGAUCCGCCGAUACGGAACUCAACAAAGGAGAGAACCGAUUGUUCUUCAUCACCUGCAACUCCUGCGGAUCCAGACGUUCCGUCACUGCCAUCAAAACCGGUUUCAGUGCUCAAGUCGGAAAGAGAAGAAGACAACAGGGUUAA
This is a messenger RNA of Sclerotinia borealis F-4128, 1005 nucleotides long. The record is from the annotation of a GenBank genome assembly. NCBI's taxonomy places the organism in Eukaryota, Fungi, Ascomycota, Leotiomycetes, Helotiales, Sclerotiniaceae.